Messenger RNA from Amoebophrya sp. A120, 2092 nucleotides. NCBI's taxonomy places the organism in Eukaryota, Dinophyceae, Syndiniales, Amoebophryaceae. The record is from the annotation of a GenBank genome assembly.
GCGGAAGGUGGACGCAGUGUGGAACGGCUAGCGGAACAACAUCGGGGAGGUCUCGCUUCUCGUACAACAACGCAGAUGAAAGAGUCUACUAGUACUGCUGAAAGAGAAAGAGCAGAACAGCAAAGUACUUCUAGGGCGAAGCAGACAGGCAGAACAACUUCUAUUUCCGCGAGCAGCAGCAGGGAAACUCAAACCAUUCUUCUUUCCGUGGUCCGAUAUGUGUCGUCCGAAAGCGAAGCGGGGGCUGCGCGAAUCAGGGAAACGACAAGCACAAGAACAACUUCUACACAGGACUACAAGCAGAAAAACUCCACUCAAGAUACUCAGAGCAAGAGCUCCUCGUUCGCCUCCGAGUCCUCUGUUUCUCCCAGCGAUUUCUUUCUCUACGAUUCCGAAGAUUCCACCGGCGACCAGGAGAAUCUGGAAAUCAAGUUGCACGCGAGAGUCGAAGCCGCGGAGCGACACAGACGGCAGUUCCAAAAAAGUGUGGAAGGCUGGGUGUUCAAGCAGGUGAAAAAGCUAUGAAAUGUAAAAAUGUCUGGGUCUGGAAGAGUGCAACUUGUCAUGCUAAAUCUGAAGCAUGCAAAAAUCUCUGUUGCAUGACUACCAAAAGUCGCGCAGUUUUGACCAAGUCGUAGGGGAGCUUCUCAUGCAGGAUAGGCAUGAGAGAGAUCGCGCAGAAUCUGUCAUCCCAGGUCCUGCAUUCCAGACCUCACGGGUCAUGGAAAAGCUGCGUGACAAAUCUCGCAAUCUUCCAGACCCAGACAUAUUUGCAAUCCAUAAAAGCUGAAAACGAACAAGAUCGACGCGAAGACCGGGGAGGGCCUAGUGGAAAGAGAAGCAUUGGAGAAGUGGAUCCGCGCAGGAAACUACUUUGGCUUGGGGUUUGACAGUGUGGAAGAGGGGGAAGAUUUGCUGACCAAAAUGAAGUUGGACGACGAGCACUUAAGUAGUACCUUGAAUCAAAUCGAAGUUGUACUAGACAAGGACAGCGCGACGUCGAGUAGUGGCACAAGUAUCGCGCAGAUGGAACAAGCCUCGCAAAUCAACUCUGUAGAGAUAGAGAUGGAGGAUCUGCGCAGCACUAUCGAAGCAAAUCGCCAAAGUCUCUCCUCGACGAGAAACCCGUUUGCAGUUUCAUCUAGCCGCGUGUCGACUGCACAGCAAGAUAUUGGAGGAGGAAGUCGUGUGGAGUCCUUUUUUUCAAGUCUACCACAAGUGUAUUUGCCAGCAGGAGAUGAGCGAGGCCAGUUCUCUACAUCCCACACUGCCUCCCGGAUCGUGACAGACGAGUCGAUUGCCACGGGGGCUGCUGGUGGUGGUGGACAAGGAGAAGAUGAUCCUAGUAGUAGUGGUGGAACAAUACAGAAAAAGAUCAACACGAAGACCUCCCUCCUCUCCCAAGAGGUGCGCAAGUUCCUGCGAGGAGAACAACAAGGAGCGAAGAUGAUAUCAAAAGGCUGCAGCGCUGGUGGCGCUACUUCUGAUGAAGCCACGCCUGAUCCUCCUCUUCCCAGCAUGAUCGACACGACUUGCCCGAGUAGAGACAUCCUCGGUUUGGCGGCUUCGUGCGGCUCAGCUGGAGGAUCGGUUCCAGUCCCCAACAAUUACGACGCUGAAGGGCCCCAACCCCAUGAUGAGCAUCAACGUGCAAUGGCUCCGUGUGUACUUUCUAUCGGAACAAGUAGUGAAGGCACAACACCGGAUCAGAAGAUGGAGACACGACCAGUGCUCCAUCGGGGUACAACUGGAACAGCUACAUACAGCGCAACGCGCGCUCUCUCUCGCAGAUCGGGCGCAGUAGACAAUGCGACGUCACCGAAGUCGGCAACGUCUCCGGCCUCGGUGGAGGAAGAAGGAGAAGAAGAUGAAGAUCAGGACCCGUACGACGACGCGCAAAAACAGAACAACAUCGAGAACACCACGGCUGCUGCUCCUGCGCAAGUUCGUAGUUCUCCCUCUGACGUCGCCGCGCCCCUGCGGUCAAUAUCGUUUCUGCCGCAAGGACGACUUCUCUCUCAACAAAAAGAUUUUUUCUACGUGGACACGGAAGUAGAUGAAACAAAAGCGUUCGUGGAAAAGUUGCCGGAAG